Molecule: messenger RNA, 1378 nt
Organism: Amborella trichopoda
Lineage: Eukaryota; Viridiplantae; Streptophyta; Magnoliopsida; Amborellales; Amborellaceae
Product: E3 ubiquitin ligase BIG BROTHER-related
Biological process (GO): protein ubiquitination; negative regulation of organ growth
Molecular function (GO): ubiquitin-protein transferase activity
Source: RefSeq, a predicted model, not a curated record
GUGUGGUUAAUCUGCUUCACUGGACCAGCAAAAACAACCCCAACAAACCUGCAACAAUCAAUGAUUUCAAUUGCGGAUAUACAAUUCACAUUCUUUUUAGCAAUGAUGCAUUGGGGACUGGCUCAGAGACUGCAAGCCCUGGUACAAAGAUCACUGGGUACUGUAUAAAGCAUUCUGGAUUGAGCAGUACAAAGGUUGAGGCUUUUCGAGUGAGAAACGAUAGAUUUGAAAGUUUAGUUAGAGAAGAUCAGCUUAGUCUCCUAAGGAAAGGAAUCAGGAUGGCAGAGAAGCCCCAGGUAGAUGUGCAUUAUAUGAAUGCAGGACCUCGUGGUGUGAUUGAAGACAAUUUUGGUUCUUUAUUUGGAAGCGACAACCAUAUUCACAUUGAUCUGGCUCUUUCUGAGAUUCUCCAAAAUCAGGAAGUAUUGAUUCAAACGAGUUCUAGGAAUAAUGAGAAUGUCGCUUCUAUGAGUAAUGGUGCUCAUCCCAACCCUGACCAGAGUAGUGGUGGGAGCAGAAGUUCAGAGGACAAAGAUUUGCAGGUCAAAAAUGAUGAGCUUCAGUUAGCGAUUGAUGAAGCAUUGGCUAGGUCUUUGCUGGAGUUGGAGUUGGAGGAUCAACUUAUUGACACUUCCUUGAAUGAGACUGUUGGAACUCAUUUAGCCACUGUGGAACCUAAUGCUGAGGAAACAAAUGCCCUGGCAGUGAGACAAGAUGAUGUUGACCCAGAUAAUAUGUCUUACGAGGAAUUGGUUUCAUUGGGAGAGGCUAUUGGCACCCAAAGUCGAGGACUAUCUGAUGAGCUAAUUUCCUUCCUUCCAACUUCAAAGUAUAAACAUGGGGGGUUUUUCUCAAAGAAUAACAAUCACGACCCGUGCGUAAUAUGCCAUAUGGAGUACAAAAAGGGUGACCGAUUGAUCACUUUGCCUUGUCAGCAUCACUAUCACUCAGAAUGUGUCACACGCUGGUUGAAAGAGAACAAGGCUUGCCCUAUUUGCUAUGUGGAGGUGUUUGGUUCUUGACCCAGAUCAGAGUGAGAAGCAUGGCAAUCUAUAUUUUUGAGCCAUUAUAUGGAAAAUAAAAAAAGUUUGCCGUGAUCUUGAAAAGUUCAUUGGAACAUUGCACAGGCCUCUCUAUCCCUUGGACAAUUGGACUGUUUCAACUUAAUGGCCUGCAAUAUCAUGUGUGUGAAACCUGUUAUCUGCCAUCAAUUUAUGUUGAGCAUUAAAACUUGGGACUAAUUUGCUCUAAAAUGAUUAUAAUUUGGUAAAGGGUUUCAUGUUUGUUGAACUGAAGUUAUCAUGUAAAUGAAUUUAGCAACUAAAGAAACUUCGGAGGCGUUUUGAUUAUGGCUAAAGCCAAAGGACAUAAACCCUUC